Molecule: messenger RNA, 1958 nt
Organism: Aspergillus sclerotioniger CBS 115572
Lineage: Eukaryota; Fungi; Ascomycota; Eurotiomycetes; Eurotiales; Aspergillaceae
Exons: 7
Coding region: 1-1791 (596 amino acids)
Molecular function (GO): FAD binding
Source: RefSeq, a predicted model, not a curated record
AUGUCGCCCACUAAGGAAGAGACCGAUUACGAGGACGAUGUCCAUGUCCUGAUUGUUGGGGGAGGCCCAUGCGGCCUACUCCUGGCAUACUUGCUCGCCCAACUUGGAGUCCGGUCCUUGUUGUGUGAACGUUACCCCACCAGACUAGAAGCGCCCAAAGCCCAUGCGCUGUCUCCCAGAUCGCUCGAACUAUGCCGUCAGUUUGGCCUAGAUGUGAAUGAGAUCCGCAAUGCUGGAACCAGCCGGAGCGAGGCGUUCUGGGUUAAUUUCAUCACCCAUUUGAGUGGCAAGCAGGUAGGCAGGCUUCCGUACGAGCGAAUGGACCCGGAGGUCCUGGAGAGCACCCCGACGAUGAUCCACAAUAUCCCACAGCCGGAUUUCGAGGAACUGGUCGCGAAGAAGCUGUCCAAAAGCAGUUUUGUGGAGAUGCGCAAGAAUCAUUCCUUCGUCCGACUUGUCGAUCGUGGUGAUUAUGUUCUAGCCACUAUCGAAGAUCGUUUGACAAAGAAAGAGUACAUUGUGAAGUGCAGUCAUCUCGUCGCAUGCGAUGGUGCCAAGAGUACAGUGCGGAGGUUCUUGGGAAUCGAGAGCGAGGGCGAGGAUUCCUACGAGACAAUGAUGACAAUCCAUGUCAAUGCCAAUCUGCACCCAGUGGUUAAAGAGCGUGUGGGCAUGCUGCACUGGGUGAUGGACCCCGAAGUAUCUGGCUUUAUAAUAGGAUAUAGCCUGGAAGGCAAUCAAGUUUUGAUCUGCAACUUUGAUUCGGAAAAGCACCCAGUCGAGACAUGGGAUGAAGUGCUUUGUCGCAAGACUGUUGAUGCGGCUAUCGGUACCGAAAUUCCAUACGAUGUGCUGAGCUAUCGGCCGUGGAUACUGAGUAGGAAGGUUGCGCAUUCUUAUCGAGAAAACCGUGUAUUCCUAGCCGGCGAUGCUGCCCAUUCGUUCCCGCCUACUGGAGGACUGGGCCUGAACAGCGGUCUGGGAGACGUCCACAAUCUCGCAUAUAAGCUGGCCGCUGUGCACCAUGGAUGGGGAGGCGACGGACUCCUUGACAGCUAUCAAGCUGAUCGGCGACCGAUUGCCUGUAUCAACGCAGAGCAAAGCGUCAAGAAUGGGAAGCAGAUAUUUGGAUUGUUGAAAACGCUCGGAACUACCGAUCCUGACGUUCAAGUCGCGAGACAGAAUCUGUAUCGCAACAUUCAGGAUCCGCACAUUAUGAAAGAGAUCCACAAAGGCAUUGAGGGCCAGCGGGAGCAUUUUGAUAACCUUGGGCUCCAUGUGGGCUAUGUUUAUGGCGACCACCGGCGACCGAACUGCGCGUCCACUUAUGAGCCGGUUUGUGUACCAGGAGCUCGUCUGCCUCACGCAUGGAUCAGGCUGUUGGCCUCGGAUAAUCCGCGACUCCCCCCGAUAGAUUGUUCCUAUGUGACCGAGCUAUCUCCCAAGGAGGUUCAACUGAAACAGUUCUCGACACUGGAUUUGUGCGCGUUCGAUGCCUUCACCCUCAUCGUGGACGUAGAGUCAGCAGACCAUUGGGGGCGAAUUCUCGAGGAGGUGAUACGGCAACUGCCCAGCAAAUGUGCUGGGUUGAAAAUGGAGAUGGUGACCCGCGGGGGCACCUUUGACCUUCAACCGGGGGAUGGCGGAAGAUGGAUGGCGCUGACAAGACUUGCGGAGGGCCAGGCCAUUUUGGUCCGACCGGAUCAACACGUGCUAGCGCGAUUCGAAUAUCCGGGGGAAGCUGGUGGGGUUCUGGGGGAAUUGAGGGCGCAUCUGGCGUGGGAUGAGUGAGCCACCGACGGGCAACCGGAGUUGUGCAGAGCCGUCGGAAAGUCUGGGAAGGUGGCCUGAUGCUCGUCUGAGGGGAGGAGAGGAGGCUUUGCUUGUUGUCUGUAGGUAUCGUUGGUGUAUCCGACGGGUAGAGAAUAGAUGACCGUCUGUGUUGAUGAUAAGCCUGG